Messenger RNA from Larimichthys crocea (large yellow croaker), 4753 nucleotides. It is a transcript of the gene tmem198aa, whose product is annotated as transmembrane protein 198aa. The record is from RefSeq and is a predicted model, not a curated record. The transcript is spliced from 7 exons. Lineage: Eukaryota; Metazoa; Chordata; Actinopteri; Sciaenidae. Gene Ontology annotation, biological process: positive regulation of canonical Wnt signaling pathway. The coding region runs from base 596 to 1765 and encodes 389 amino acids. Gene Ontology annotation, cellular component: cytoplasmic vesicle; plasma membrane.
GAAGUGAGCGAGACGCACAGAGGGAGCACAAAGGAAGCGCAUAUACAGCUCGGGAUAUAAUGAGAUAGUAUGAUGUAAACAUGGAAUAAUAAUAAUAAUAAAAAAAAGCAAGAGAAGCGUUCCCAUUUCCCGUCGCACCGCACCAUUAUCGGUGAUCAAUAUUACAUGAGGAACUGUCUGUCUGGACACCGAGAGGCAGGCAGCUGAGUGAGAAAUUGAGGAGAGGAAGAGGAGUUGAGCAUUGUUUCAUCUCCAGCUUUUUUUUAUUAAUUUUUUUUUUUUUCAUGUGGAGUUGCUCGCUGGUGUAACUGUUUUUUUUUUGGACGUCUCACCGAGAUUCAUGAUGUUGGGUUUUUCAAGCUGAGGAAGAAGACAAGUGGAGAUUCUCUUUUUUUUUCUCUUUUUAUAUGUUUUUUUCUUUCAUAUUUUUGGACCCGGGGAUGACAGAAGGAAAAGAAAAACACACUAAUAUGUUGCGUUUCUGAGGUAGCCACGUUUCAAUGGGUGAGGCCCGCUGAUCCAGUCAUCCUGACGCAUCCCCUCCACCCCUCACCCCAGCUCUUUUAAAAGUUGCCCCCCCUUCACUUCAGUCAACAUGACGUCCACCAGCCAACUGUUGGGUUUGGCUGAGGUGGGGCUGAAGUGUGACCAGGAGAUUGAGAGGAGAUAUGAGAUUGUGCCCUCAGUGGUCUGCUCCAUGUGCUGCCUCUUUGGAAUCAUCUACUGCUUCUUUGGCUAUCGAUGUUUCAAGGCCGUAUUGUUCCUCACAGGCCUAAUGUUUGGCUCUGUGGUCAUCUUCAUGCUGUGCUACAAGGAGAGGGUGAUGGACACUCAACUCAGCGUGGAGGCAUCAGUGGGCAUCGGUCUGGGCAUCGGGACCCUGUGUGGCCUGGUGACCAUGUUGGUUCGCAGUGUGGGACUGUUUAUGGUGGGCCUUCUGCUGGGCCUGCUGGUUGGAGUGGCUUCACUGGUGGUUAUGGAAGAGUUCUACCACCCCAAAACCGUGUGGGUUCCCCUGGGUAUUCUCCUGGGCUCUGGGACGUUAUUUGCCGUCCUCACUCUUCAAUGGCAACGCUGUUUUGUCACCUUCUCCACUGCCACCUUUGGAUCUGCCAUCAUCACUGUCACCGUGGAUUACUUCAUAGAGCUGUUCGCCUUGGUACACUACGUCUACGAGAGACUCAGGGUGGCACCAAAGAAGCCAGUGUGCUGGUUUACUUGGGUCAUCUUGGGAGUGUGGCCUGUUCUGGCCUUACUCGGCGUGCUGAUCCAAUGGAAAGUCACUGCUGAGGGAUUUUCUCACACAGAAGUGGUUUUGAGUCGACAGCAACGGAGGGUCCAGCUCAUGCGGAUCCGACAGCGAGAAGAGAGGCUGAAAAAGGAGAAGGAAAACAAGAAGAAGAAAAAACGACAGAACCAGAAGACCGACCACAAGCAGAAAGCCAACACCCAUCACCACCACCACCAGCAAUACCAUCACCCAGCGGCAUCCCACCCUCAUCACCAAGCCCAGAGCUCCCAGCCACCUAAAGUCCCUCCUCCUCAGACUGAACCUGGCUACUACCGCAAGGCAAACCCGAAAAGACGCUUUGAUGGAGAUGUGCUCUCACCGAGCUACAUCAGGAGUUUCAGGGACAGACAAACAGACAGACGAGCAUACUCCCACAGUCGAAUGAUGAGUCGCUCUCGGAUGGGCGAACUCGACUAUGACUGCGGCUCUCAAGUGCCCCUCACGGCACCCACUGGACCCCCAGUUCGCAUCUGAGACAGCGAAUUGCACACAUGCACAACCAGCCACAAACACGCAGUCAUAUAAGGGUACUUCAGACCUGUUUGUCACAGUUAGGGUUUGAAAACCUAACCUUACCGUGCCAACCUAAUCAACUGCCUAUUAAGCCAACAGGAAUUCGGUACGUCUUAAAGUUGGUGCCACACCAAAAAGUUGGUGGUUUUCUCUCAGACAUGUUAGAGGUCUUAUUUAUUCGGCCAAUUUGGCCCUGAUCUGUUCGUUAUGAAUGUCAAGACACAAGAUCAGAGCCUUUUCUUUUGAAUGGAGCAAGAACUGAUUAUUAAAGGCAAUGUGGUCAAAUGUCAGACAUCAUGAGUCAUCGCAUAUUGUAUUUGACUUCCAUCCUCCUCCGUUACCGUGCUCGUCUCUAGGACACUGGAAAAAAAAUGGACCUGUCCAUUGAGAAGUUCAUUGAAGCAUCUCUCAUUUGAUUUAAAGAUUUUCUGGCUGCUGUAAGCCAGAAGAAAUAAUUUCCUGUGGGGCUGUUGCAGUGGAGAAGCAAUCAAAACACUAAUCUUCACAGGAGGGUUGCAACAUUUCAGAAAAAAUACACAACACAUGGCUUUCAUGGAGUCAAGGUAGUAUUACCUUCAAUAAUCCUUCAACACAACAGCCCCUGUACUUUGAGGGCGGUUAAAGGAGGAAACUAUUCGCUUCAAGGAUCCCACUAAGAAAGCUCAGAGGAGAACAAGACAGAAAGGCAGCUCUUCUCCCAUCACUUUCUCUACUGAAAGGUCACUGUGUGAAGCAUGGUGUUCAUGACGUCAACCUGACAGCCUGUGAGUGCAGACAUGGCAGCACAAGUCUUCUGCUGCUUCAAAAUGAAUAACAGGGACUGGUCCUAGGUGCGUAUUGAUUCAAACUGUUCACACCGUAGAAAAAUGUUAUUGUUACUUCGCCCAUGAACACUCCACGUGUCAUUGCUUACAUUGUUGUCAUUAUGGAGAAUGUGCCCUCGAUCGCCAACUGUGGACCUAAACAGGAGACACAUCCAUACCUCCCCUCUUCUUUCCUCUUUCUACUGAAUUUAAAACAUUUUUUUUAAGCUACUGUAUCUAGUGUGUUAAUGUCCGCUUUCCUCUUCUUAUUCCAAAACGAUCUACCUUUGCAGACUUCGCUGGCUGUCUAAAUCUGCUGUUAAGACACAAAGACAACAAACUGCUGUCUGAUACUGGCUAUCCAGGAAUUUGACUGUUGAAACCUGUUUGAGAGUUUGGAGUGGACUAUACACAACAAUGAAAAUGUUAAAUAGUGAGUUUGCCUGUGUGAGUGAACACAUGAGCUGAGUGGCAAGUGACGGAUUGUACCAAAUAUUGGCCAAGGAGAGGGGAAGUCAUUGUAGUGUAUGUAAAACAUCUUCCCUCUUUUUUGCAAAUAUGUUGGUUUAAUUAAAAUGUGAAUAUUUUCCUUUGGAUGAAGUAUUAAAUGAUGAAAAUGAGGUUUAAAAUGAAAUAACCUCCUGUGAAUAAUGAGACAGUGGAAAAUUGAAUUUGCAAAUGGCGCCAUCUAAUGUUUACUACUAGACCUGUUUUUUUUCCCCUCUGCAUAAACUAACUGUUUAUGUGUGCAUAUGUUUGUGUGUACAUGCAUUUGCGUGUGACUUGGCUUUUGAAUUUAAAUGCGCUCCAAUAUUUGAUAUUGUUGUACUGAACACUCGGAGAGUUAGAAAUGUAUAGGAAGUAUUUCCAGUACAAAGGAACUAUUGUUAUUUUAUUUGAACCUCUUUGGAAUGGAGGCACUGUAGUUCCUCACAAUAAACACCAACACUACCAAUGUUACAAUUGGAAAAAAUAUACAAAAAAAAAGAAAAAGAAAUAUAUCAAAAUCAAACCGCAACACAGACUCUCGCCAUUUGGUUGAUAUUUUUACUCUCUGAGGCUUAAAUAAACACAAAUAUUACUCUGUACUGUACUGAAAUACUUGAUACCCGAUGGGAUGUGAUGGGAUUGGCACUGGAGGACCAAUCAUUUUCAACUUAACCCAUUACUGCAUGAAAAUCCUUGUGUAACUGUUUCCAAUGUGUCAGUGUUUCAGUGUGUCACUGUUGUCAUGUGAAAACCUCAGAUUUCAUUUGCUGGUCCUAGGGUCCAAUCCACAUUAACGGAAUGAAGUAGAAAUUGUGGAAGGAUGGAAUAUCAAUGAUAUGCGGAAAAGCAACAUCAUCGUCUCAUUGUAUUCAGUAAUAAGAAAUGCAUUUAAAGUACAAAAUUAUAAAAUCUCUGGAGCAACUGGAGCCUUUUUUUGUCACAGUGAAUAGGUCCAACUAAAUGAUUCUGGCUGAGAGUGGAAACACACCUUCUGUUUUCUCUCCUCUCCUUCAUGCCGUCCAGGUAAAGGGCUUUGAAACAGGCAUUUGAAUCAUUUUCCUCCUCUUGUUCAUGCUUUGUGCAAAGUCGCCCUCUGUUCUGCUGUAUCAGUGUUACUCCAGUAAUGUUUUGCAGUAGUGGCUGGCUGUUCAAGUGUUAUUUAGGGAUUUGCUCACACUUCGGUCUCGUUUUGGUCUUCUUUUGUGAUUUUACUGUAGUGCACUUGUAACAUUUACAUUUUGGAAAGAUAAAAUUAACAAACCGAUUGGAAAUCUAACACCUGCAAUUCUGGGGUAAAAUGAAUUACUGUUAUUACAUUGCCAUUUUUUUAAUGAUUCUUUUUCAUUUUUGUUUUUAUUAGUUGCUGUCAUUGCCCAUCACUGCUGAAUAUAUGUUUUGGGAAAACACUUGUAGAUACUGAACUGUAAAUACAUUUUUAAAUGUACAAAUGUUUUUUUUUUUUUGUUUGUUUUCAUGUUUACAUCAUGUUCGCUUAUGUAAUUUAUCCAGCUGAUUAUUUUCUCAUGGAGUAGAGCUGUUUUUAUAUUGUGUUACCACUUUAUGUCCCCAUUGGUUUGAUUUGGUCAGGUGGUCGGUACACAUGUGUCAUUCUUAUUCUGGUGUUUCAACAUGUGAUGUUGAAAAUCAGCAAACAAAC